This is a messenger RNA of Mytilus californianus (California mussel), 2416 nucleotides long. RefSeq names its product DNA-directed primase/polymerase protein-like. Gene Ontology annotation, biological process: mitochondrial DNA replication; error-prone translesion synthesis; response to UV. The record is from RefSeq and is a predicted model, not a curated record. Gene Ontology annotation, molecular function: DNA-directed DNA polymerase activity; chromatin binding. NCBI's taxonomy places the organism in Eukaryota, Metazoa, Mollusca, Bivalvia, Mytilida, Mytilidae. Gene Ontology annotation, cellular component: nucleus; mitochondrial matrix. The transcript is spliced from 14 exons. The coding region runs from base 90 to 1682 and encodes 530 amino acids.
AUUGCAAAAUGUAAACACAACACAUUGUCAGUUACAGAAGCUUAUAAGUUAACAUAAUUUUAGUUUUCUCUCAGCUUCUCGGAAGUAUAAUGUCAGUCACCACAAACAAUUUUUAUGGAGCCAAAGGAAAGAGGAAAAUACAUCACAUAAGCAAAGUUUUGGAUGAAAAUGUGAAGAAGCUGAAAUCUGACAAAAUUCCAAAGGAAUUCCGACCUAGAAUUGAUGGUCCUUCAGUAGGUUGGAAGACAUUUUUUAGACAACAGGAAGCUUUCAGCUUUGCCAGAAGAAAAUCCUCGGAUCUUCAUGUAUUUUCCUUUGAGAGUGAGAGUUUAGGACCAGAAACUGGACAGAGGAUGUUUUUAGUGGCAUCUUAUCCUGUAUUCUGGCAUUAUUAUAGGCAGUUAGAUCAACAAAAGAAGACACAUUAUGAAUUAAUACCAGAGGGAUCAGUAUGUAAGCUCUAUUUUGAUUUAGAGUUCCCCAAAGAAAACAAUAGAAAUUGUGAUGGAAGUACAAUGACAGAUAUUUUUAUAAAGUAUGUUACAAGAUGGAUGGAAGAAAUCUUCAAAGUCAAGUGUUCAAAAGAACAUGUGCUAAGUCUGGAUGCAAGCACAGAAAAGAAGUUCAGUAGACAUUUGAUUUUUCAAUUGAAGAAAACUGCAUUUCAAGAUAAUAUUCAUGCUGGAAAUUUUGUGAAGUUCAUAUUACAGAAAUUGAAGGCAGAAAUAAACAAAUUGAAACAAAAUUUGUCUGAUGUAUUAGACUUUGAUGAGACAUCAUUCAUCUCUAAAUCUGACAAUUCCUCUGAUGAACAAACAGUACCAUGUGGGAAUAGAUUAGAUAGUCCGAGACAUUCUCAGGAACAGGAUAAAAAUGAUCAUAAAGCUUCUAAAGUUAUGGACAGAUUUACUGAGGAAGAACUUCUAUCAAUGGUUGUUAGAAACAAAAAUAAUGAAGAAACUUUAUUCUGUGAUCAAGGUGUCUACACCAAAAACCGUAAUUUCAGAUUAUUUCAGUCAAGAAAAUUUGGGAAGAGUAAUCCUCUAGUCAUUAGUGAAGACAAUCUGUACAUACCGCCCAAAGAUGAAGUAAUGUCUUAUGAACAUCUUAUAUUUAAUGAUUCACUCAUUGCUAACAUUGAGUAUUCACCAGCACUGAGGAUUCUAGAGUUUGAUUUAGAAUGUCAGUUUUCUAACAGAUUAUCCAAUGAUAAUGUUCAGGCAAAAACUUGUGGAAAAGCUGAAGAUAUAGUAGAAGGAUUUACUAAAUCACCUUAUCCAGAAAUUGAUGAUUUUAUAUCGUCUACCUUAAAGACAAAUAGUAACGCUGGUCGUAUACGACAUUGGACAUACUUUAGCCAAGGAGAAUUAAUUGUGUACGACAUUGUUGGUUAUAGAUACUGCCACAAUAUAGAAAGAGAACACAAAAGUAACAAUAUCAUGUUGUUAGCAGACCUUAAACGAGGGGUUUAUUACCAGAAGUGCCAUGAUCCAGAGUGUAAAUCUAUUAGCUACAAAUCUCCAGAUAAAUCCAUUCCUAAGGAAGCAUUACCUUCAUUUUACUUUGAUGAAAGUUUUGAUGAGUUUGAUGAAGGUGUGGAUGAUAUGGAAAUUUUGAAUGCUGCAUUGGAAGUGGAAAGAACUAUUGAUGACAGAACAAAUGAAAAUAUGGAUAAAACCUGAAGUCUUAUCACAAUUACAAUGACAUACUUGUAGUGUUUUGAUCAUGUAGAUCAUUCAGGUUUAGAUUUUAGUGUAAUCAAUGUAUAUAAUCUUACCUGAAUGUAAGUAAGUACUGACUGCCUCUAAAUGUAAUGGGAAUGUAUAGACACUUACAUUAAGUCAUAUUAGAUAGCUUGAUUCCUGUACAUACUUAAAUAUCGUAAGAGCUUUUCAAGUAACAACUUACUAUCAGUAAUUUCUUAAAGUAUACUUGUUUCAGCCAUAAAUGAAUAAAGCAAAUACCAUAUAUAUCAAUCUGCUUAUGAUCAGGUGUUAUAUGUUUGGUCCUACAUGUAUGCCUAUUUGUAUAUAUUACUAUCAUAUAUCAUCAGACACCCUGACAUUUUAAUUUGAAAACUGACAAAACUGACUCAUAAUAACCUUAUACCAAUAAGAGUGCCCAAAACUCUUUGUUUCUUUUUCAGAAUUAAUACACCAAUUAACUUGCAUGCUUUGAAGUCAAUGCAAAGGAAAUGCUUUUUCAGCUCAGUUGGUUAGCACUUUGGGUCAGUAGUCAUCCUUUGUCCACGUUGUAAAUGUUUUAAAAAAUUUUCUUCUGUGGCUUUACCUGACCAUUUUCAACUAAACUUUGGCUGAAUGAUACUUAUAGUAUCUAGUAUAAAGUUUUUUUGUUUUUAUUCCUGUCUAUCAACAAACAUGGACAUCAUGGCUAAAAAUAAAACAUAAGGUGGAAA